AUGGCUCGCUGCGUGGAAGUCCAUGCUGGCGGCAAGUUCUUGAAAGACACUGAAGUCCGGCCUCAGUGGUCGUCAUCUCAUCAUGGCAAUUGUCCAUUCCAGCCUGCAAGAAGAUCGGACUUCUUUUUCCUUUUCCAUCAAGCGAAGGGUUCCCGUCGUCGCGAUGCCGCCCCUUCCCGUGCUUUGUCAAAUACGUGGGCCCUUGCAAAGCAGUUCCUGUCGGCAGCACGUGAAUCUUGUGAAGCCGGCUGGACAACACCUUUUCAGCCUGAUGCACUGCUGAUUGUCUCCCAGGGGUCAAUACGUCUGUACAUCAUCAUCGCGCUCGCGCUACACGACCACGCUUUCGACGCGCCGAGCUUGACAGACGCCUCGCGAGUGCUUGGCACGAACAUCUCGGGGUCCAGGGAGUGCAUGCCUCUGCGGUGGAAGCAGUCCAUGCUCAAAAUCCCCGUUUUCCGCCGCUUCGGCCGCAACGGAGUCCUCUCCGACACCGAGGCCAUGCUCUAUGCCAAGCUUAGAGAUGACCUGGGCCGACAGAGCCUAGAGGCGGGAUUCGAGGUUUGCUGGACACCGAAGUUCUUCCGCAGAGGAGCCGCGAACGCUGCGAACGGGAACGCUCCGGACGUCGUCCGAGACCAGAUGAUGCGCCACGAUCCCAAGUUCUCCACUUUUCACGGCGCCUACCUCAACGAAAGGGUCAAGUUCGAUUUGCAGAACACCUUCCUCGAAGAAGAGACGGAAAAUCAGCUGUACAAACUGUUCGCGCACGUCAGCAUCACCCGCGACCCUCGGGCGAAACGUAACAUGGUGCCAGCCGAGGUGUGGGCGAACCUGCUCCCAGACCCUGAAAUCGCCGAAUUGGAAGAGCAACGAGCAGCGUUCAAGCGGGGACAGUAUCGUAUUCACGGCCGGGAGAACGAGAAAGCGGUUCGCGUGCUUACCGAGGAGAUUAAGCGCAAGCGGGCGCAACGCGAGGAUAGGGUUGUGAGACAAUAUCGCGAGUAUUACUUCUACCACCGGCCGACCUGGGACAUUGAGAGGCAAGCACUGGGCGAGGUGGAGGAGGAGUAUGAAGAGCCCAAGGUGGAGCUUGACAUUAUCGAACGCGCACGGCUUGCCGAAAUCUGGUGUGACCAGCCUAACAACUGGUCUGACGACGAGAUCUUGCGCCACCGUAUUGAAGCCAUCGAUCUGAUGGUGUCUCUUUGCAACAAGCGAGAAACCCGUCGGCGCGACCACAUCCGACAGCGAAAGCAAAUCGAACCCCCCAUCAAGCAAAAGUCGCCAGAUCUUUCGCCCGAACCCGAUUCGUUCCCGCUCCUAAUGGAUCCGAACCAGUGCCCCGACUGCAUCGGCGACGGCCGGCUUUCGACGGAGGAACGGACAUUCACCUUCUCCCGUCCGACUAUCCGAAACGACCACUUCGAUGACCAGCACCUUGAAGCACGCGAAUUUGCCCAGCGCCGCGGCGAUCCCAUCCGCUGCGAGCAUCCCAAGUGUGUAGACGUAAAACUGGAGACAUUGGAUCACUUCCGGAACCAUGUCAUGACUGUUCACAAGGUCGCACUUCGACCGGCGGACCAGGCGGAGACUCGACGACGCAAGAAAACCAAGCAUCGCAAAAUGGCUCGGGGGCAGGGACAAGGGAGGUAAAGCAGCUCCGCGGGCCAGCAUUACCAGCCUGUCUUUUCCCGCUGUGGCCCUGAAUUCCAUAUUGCACACGGCACACCCCACGCUAGGUAUUUUUUUUUUCUUUUUUUCAAAUAAUAGUUCGCUAUCCGCUGCGCGGUGUUACGAUUACGAUGCAGGUGUACCUGUUCCGGGUAAGGUGUUUUGGGUCGGAAGUAGUAGACCGAGUGACUCUGGGGUUCUAAAGAAUAAAGCUCGAUAGAUGCAGUCGGCUAGUGGGCCGACUAGAGUGCAAAAUGAGAUUGACUUACGGCGACCCUCAGACAAACGUUCUGCCUACAUGGUAAAAAGCACCCGCAUAUAUAUCCAGUGGUCUUAGCUUGAUCGCACUGAUCGCUCAUUCCAGCCGUGGCCGGGUCCGCCCAAUAGCCUGCUCCCAAAAUGUAAUGCGACGCUGGAUCGAGCCACAGGUACAGCCAGA
Gaeumannomyces tritici R3-111a-1 is the source of this 2113-nucleotide messenger RNA. RefSeq lists its product as hypothetical. NCBI's taxonomy places the organism in Eukaryota, Fungi, Ascomycota, Sordariomycetes, Magnaporthales, Magnaporthaceae. The record is from RefSeq and is a predicted model, not a curated record. The transcript has 4 exons. The coding region runs from base 1 to 1656 and encodes 551 amino acids.